AUGCCCAGUGGCGGUAAUUGUCCUCCUGCUUCCCACCAGCGCAACACUGGGGUGGUUGAAUCAUCUGCUGAAUAUUGCGCCCCGGACGUCACAUCUCCCGACAUCGAGCAUGCGCCCAGACCACUUGCUUCUGCUGCUGAAUCUGGCAGCCAGGCUGCCACAUCUCCUGAACUCGGGCAUGCAGCCAGGCCAGGCCAGUACGCCAAUGGCGAUCGGCCGGGCCGCUAUCUGCAAUCACGCUGCAUUUUAUGCUUUGGUGGCAAAACUGGCCAUGAUCCCUCCGCGACUGUUGAUGUUAUAGCUUGCCUAGACGCAUGCUUUACGCAGAAGAGACGAUCCGGCCUUCGUGAUCCUCAGCAUAUUCAUCCAUCAAGUGUGUUUCUGUCGGACGCGGAGGUGGCGGACAUGGAGGCGACAGUUGAGCGUUUGCGCCCCAGCAGACCUCGCCCGAAGCAAACGUUGGAAUUGCCCUCAGACUCCUCGCCGCAUUCGAGGAAAGGCAAGCGCAAAAAGACGGAGACCGAAGUCGAAACCGACAAGUGCGAAGGACCCCUGCGGGUCCCGAAUUCCGUUCUCGAUGGCUGCGAGGCCUCUUUCAAGGCCGCCGACGAGGAACGAGAGAAGGCUAGCACAAAGUUCUUUGACGACACCGGAUUAAUGGCCAUCAUGUGCCGUCACGAUUGCGUGCUCUGGCUUGCCAACAUCACGACAGCGGGCGAACGUCAACAUUACGCUCUGGCCCUCCUUCACAAAUACUUCCAACAUAUCCCUACCUCUUAUCGUGUCGGUGUUCUGUACGAUAUCGGCUGCCAGCUUCAUCGCAGCUGCUACAAAUGGGGAUUCUUGCCUGAAGUGAGGGACCGCAUCCUGUUUUCAAUAUCGGUCUUCCAUGCGUACAACCAUCAAUGGCCAUGUCAAGUUGCAUAUCACCCGCGCAAAUGUAUCGGAUUCGGACUUUCAGACGGCGAAGGGGCCGAGCGAUUUUGGAGCUCGAUUGAACACCUUAUACCAGGUCAGAGGGUUCGCGGUUAUUGGGAACGCCUAUAUGUCCUCAAUAACCAGAUUCAUUUUGACGACAUGUUGCAUCGUCGUACGCUCGGUGAAUGGAUAUUGAGGAAGUUUCUCGUGUGCAUGGAGCGAUUGGGCGAAGCCCUUGAGGGCUUAAAAGAAUGUGGUGUUCCCCUAGCGAUCCUCCGGACUGAGUGGGCUUCUCAACAGGCAGCACAAACCCGGCCUAUCCCCCGUCAAUCCAAGAACGCCGCAAACAAGCACAUUGAUGCAAUAUUGAAAAUGGAUGAGCGUGUCCAGAUCCUGAACAUUGCGAUCGCCAACCUUGAAGCCGCCGAUGAAGAGAACGACGACAAUCUUGUCUACAUGCAGGAUUUCGAGGAAGAAAGGUCGCGCAUUCAGCGCCGCAUCCACGACGCCGAAAGAAAACUUGAUAUUCGUGAUCGAGAGGUGCUGCGGCGACUGUACGACGACAAGUACCUCAGGAAUCGCCUUAAUGCGCUCGCGUUGAAGACUCGUAUCCGCGAUCGCCUUCGUCAACGGAAGUUCGAAUUCCGCAGAAUAGAACGUGCUUUACGGUUGCAGUCUAAGGAGCGCAAGCUAGCCACGCAUGCCAGCGUUGCGAUACAGCGACGUGAACCUGGCAUACAAGCACUUGCGCGCCGAUACAAUACCCUAUGCUCGGAGAUGCGCAAGCUCAUUGCUUGUGGGCAAGCUCCAUCUCGAGCUGUGCCACCGGAUGCUAUCGACCUCGAGAAAUUGUGGACCCUGAUGUUGACGACAACAUCUGGCACGACACCGGUCUAUUUGAUGAGGACGACGUGGCUUCGCAAAAGCCUCCCCGUUGGCUGGCAGAUGAGAAAGUCCGGGAUGGACCAAUGGGCUGCGGUAAACGUCGCGCGAGAACAAGCCACUAGCGAAGGAAUGCGACACCAGUUAGGUCUCCAGCGAAGCGAGAUGCUUCGACUCGCCGUUGUUUGGGCACUACGUGCCGGAGAUGUCCCUUCCCUCGAUGAGUGGAGCGAUCACUGGGGCCCGACGAGUGAAGAGAUGUCCCAAGCACGAGCGGAAGAGCUUACCGUCUCCGCAUUGCACAAUCCGGUUUCGCCGACAGAUUGGGAGGACGAACAUGAUGAUCCAGAUGCUGUUACGGACGACGACGAACACGUUGUUGAUGCCGACCAGGAUCCUGAAGGUCACGAGCGCGAAUCUACAGCUGCCUUGUUUGACAUAUUGGAGGAUUUACAUUUGAAUGUACCGGAGGUUUCUGAGCCCGACGCCCUGACGAAUCCAGGAUUUUCGGCACCCUCUACGCCUAAGACCUAUAUUUCCUCGCCAUUGUAA
Messenger RNA from Punctularia strigosozonata HHB-11173 SS5, 2352 nucleotides. RefSeq lists its product as uncharacterized. The record is from RefSeq and is a predicted model, not a curated record. The coding region runs from base 1 to 2352 and encodes 783 amino acids. Lineage: Eukaryota; Fungi; Basidiomycota; Agaricomycetes; Corticiales; Punctulariaceae. The transcript has 8 exons.